UUUUUCACUUGUUCUACAAAAUUUUCUCACAAAUUUGUUUAAAUAGUUGGUCCAAUUCGAUUAAUAGCAUUGAUGAGCAAAACAGUUGAGAAUUUUCAGGUGACUCAUUCCUACACUAUGACUCCGAUUUCAAAUAUUGGCCUUACACACAAAUUCACUCACUAUUUUAAAAACCAAGCUCUUGUUUUUCUCUCAAUCAUUCACAGAUUAGAAGAUCAAAACUAAAACUACACGCAUUCACCGCUUAGAGCUUAAAAUCAUGGCUGAUGAAGCACAGGACCAGGUUGAACGUGAGCGCAUUUUCAAGCGCUUCGACUUGAAUGGAGAUGGCAAAAUCUCCGCCGCUGAGCUUGGUGACAGCUUGAAGACCCUUGGCUCGGUCACCCCUGAUGAGAUAACGCGUAUGAUGGCUGAGAUUGAUACUGAUGGUGAUGGCUUCAUAUCAUACGAGGAGUUCACAGAAUUUGCCAAAGCCAACCGUGGCCUAAUAAAAGAUGUUGCCAAGAUAUUUUGAUGUCACUGUUAACCCAUCAACCCCUUUCAUUUAUAUUCCUUG
Molecule: messenger RNA, 556 nt
Organism: Hevea brasiliensis (rubber tree)
Lineage: Eukaryota; Viridiplantae; Streptophyta; Magnoliopsida; Malpighiales; Euphorbiaceae
Product: polcalcin Ole e 3-like
Exons: 1
Coding region: 260-514 (84 amino acids)
Molecular function (GO): calcium ion binding
Source: RefSeq, a predicted model, not a curated record